Messenger RNA from Cyprinus carpio (common carp), 3830 nucleotides. Its product is annotated as integrin beta-5-like. Gene Ontology annotation, cellular component: cell surface; integrin complex; focal adhesion. Lineage: Eukaryota; Metazoa; Chordata; Actinopteri; Cypriniformes; Cyprinidae. The record is from RefSeq and is a predicted model, not a curated record. Gene Ontology annotation, molecular function: integrin binding. Gene Ontology annotation, biological process: cell adhesion mediated by integrin; integrin-mediated signaling pathway; cell migration.
AAAAAAUGUCCAGUCUCUUCUCCCAUGGGCGGAGUCUAAAGUACUGCGAGGGACGCGGUAGGCACUCAACUGUUGAACUUCCACACUGAAAACAACCGGAUGAUGAAUAAAACAGUCUGUUUACAAAGUUUCAAAUGUGUUUGCGACUGAAGAUUUGAAACUCAGUAUGGAUACAGUGCCUAUUUAAGUAGCUACUGCAGUGGACCUCAGCCAGAGUGCGACAGUAACACUCACCUCGAAUGUGGAUUAUUGUUCAGAGUAGCAGUAUCGCCUCGGAUUUCACUCAUGUGUUUACAGUGCACUGGACACUAACUUCAGUCGUGUGUGCUCCGCUGUGAUGUGGAGAGCAUGGACAUAAAGAAGAUCUCAGCCACUCACGGAAUAAUGUGGAAACCUUGCCCAUUUACACGUCACCCGGCCCUUCUAGUUUACAUAGUCUUGGAAAUAUUUAUUCACAGCGUCAGAGGUCUCAAUGUUUGCAUGAGCGGCAGCGCCACAUCUUGUGAAGAAUGUCUCCUCAUUCACCCGAGCUGCGCCUGGUGCGCGCAAGAGGACUUUGGACAGGUCAGAACUCUCAACUCACGGUGUGAUUUUAGCCAGAACUUACUGAAAAGAGGAUGCGAUGCACCUUUUAUAGAAAAUCCCAGGAGCGGCAUCUCUCUGUUGCGGAGCAAGCCUCUGAGCUCCAAAGGUUCUGGGGUGACCCAGUAUGAUGUCAUCCAGAUAUACCCACAGAAGAUCUCGCUCAGCUUAAGGCCUGGUGACCAGACCUCUUUUGAGGUACAAGUGCGUCCUGUGGAAGACUACCCUGUUGAUUUGUACUACCUGAUGGACCUCUCGCUUUCCAUGAAGGACGAUCUGGACACAAUCCGCAACCUGGGCACCAAACUGGCUGAGGAAAUGAGGAAGCUUACAAGUAACUUCCGCCUUGGCUUUGGCUCCUCUGUGGAUAAGAACAUCUCACCCUUCUCCUACACAGCCCCCAAGUACCAGGACAACCCAUGCAAUGGAUAUAAGUUGUUCCCAAACUGUGUCCCUACGUUUGGUUUCCGUCACCUCUUGUCUCUUACGGACAAGGUUGACCGUUUUAAUGAAGAAGUGCAGAAGCAGAUGGUGUCGCGGAACAGGGACGCACCAGAGGGGGGGUUUGAUGCCAUUCUGCAGGCUGCAGUUUGCAAGGAAAAGAUUGGCUGGAGGAAAGAGGCCUACCAUCUCUUGGUGUUUGCCACCGAUGAUGUCCCUCACUUGGCUUUGGAUGGCAGGCUCGGUGGACUAGUGUAUCCUCACGAUGGACAGUGUCACCUGAACGACAAGAACGAGUAUAGUGCUGCAAACAAGAUGGACUACCCUUCACUCGCUCUACUUGGAGAGAAACUGGCUGAAAACAACAUUUUCCUCAUCUUUGCUGUGACCAAAAGGCACUAUGUUCUUUACAAGAAUCUCACAGCAUUGAUCCCUGGGACUACAGUGGAAAUCUUGGACCAAGACUCCAAAAACAUUAUUCAGCUAAUUGUGAAUGCAUACAAUAACAUCAGGUCGAAAGUUGAGCUGAGCGUAUGGGACCAUCCUGAAGAUCUCAAUCUGGCUUUCACCGCCACCUGCCAAGACGGCCAGCCCCUGACCGGUCUCCGCAAGUGUGCUGACCUCAAAAUUGGUGACACUGUCUCCUUCAACGUAACUGUAGACGCUCGAGGAUGUCCUCCGAAAGGCACCAGCAAGAGUUUCACCAUCAGGCCUGUUGGUUUUAAAGACCAUCUGGAGGUCUCUGUGGACUACCGCUGUGAUUGUAGCUGCACAGAUUUCACCCAGACCAACAGCAGCCGCUGCAACUCUGCCGGCACUUACAGCUGCGGGAUGUGCGGUUGUGAGCCCGGACACCUGGGAGCCCGCUGCGAGUGUGAGGAGGGUGAGGUCAACCACCAGUAUCUCAGUGCCUGCCGUGAGGCUGAGGGCAAGCAGGUGUGCAGUGGCCGUGGAGAAUGCAGCUGUAACCAGUGUCUAUGCUACGAGUCAGAGUUCGGCAAAAUCUAUGGCACCUUUUGCGAGUGUGACGACUUCUCCUGUGCCCGACACAAGGGUAUACUGUGCUCAGGCCAUGGAGAAUGCCACUGCGGUGAGUGUAAAUGCCAUGCUGGUUAUAUUGGAGACAACUGUAAUUGCUCUACAGAGACGACUUCCUGUGUGUCGGACGAUGGCAAGAUCUGUAGCGGGCGGGGCAGCUGUGUGUGUGGGCGGUGCCAGUGCACUGAGCCAGGGGCAUUUGGGGACACAUGUGAAAAAUGUCCCACCUGUCCAGAUGCUUGUGGAACAAAGAGGGAAUGCAUCGAGUGCCGUCUCUUUAACUCGGGGAGACUGGCCGAUAACCAGACCUGCCAGCGCAUGUGCAAGGAUGAGAUCAUCACCGUGGAAACGCUCAAAACUGAUGAUUCCAACACUGUUCAAUGCGUGUAUAAGACCGAGAAUGACUGUGUGAUGAAGUUCACCUACUCUGAACAUGCCAGCGGCCAGUCGGUCCUCACCGCGCUUAAAGAGCCAGAAUGUGCUGUUGCCCCAGAUGCCAAGACGGUACUCCUGGCAGUUGUUGGCAGCAUCUUGUUGAUGGGCAUCGUGCUGCUAGCCCUCUGGAAACUGGUUAUCACCAUCCAUGACCGCCGCGAGUUUGCACGCUUCCAGAGUGCACGUUCACGCGCGCGAUAUGAGAUGGCAUCUAAUCCUGUUUAUAAGCAGUCCAUCCCCUCUCACCCAAUGGAGAUGGAUUUCCAUAUGCAUAAUAUCAAGUCAUGCAACGGAGGAGUCCACUGAUCAACCUUUUUUUGGACUGGGGGACAUGGCAGGACCUGUCCAGCACACCUCUGCACUACAAUGGAGGACAGAGACAGAGCAAAUGCUGUGGUCUUUUGCAGUGUAAACUUUUUUUUGAGGCGUGUAAUUCCUGAGGAUUGGAACUGAUCUUUAUGCGGUUUUAGUAAUGAAAGUUUAUUGAUGAGCAGCAGAUGGACACAUGCCGAAUUUGAGAAGAGGACUGGCUUGACUAGUUGGAGAGGCAGGGCUUACCGGCCUUUUCCAGAAACCUCCAUGAUCGAUAGACAUUGACCUGCUAUGGACCGCUUGCUUGAAUAUAUUUCCUAAUUUUUUUCCAGUUCUAACCAUACCUCCUGCACAUUAUGAUGGAUUUGCUGUGCAUUGUUUUAUAGGCAAAAAGACAUUUUCAAGUGUAUAUUUUUAACAGUGUGCCUUUCCCAGCCGUUACACAUUUUACAUCAGUUUAUUUACUAAAUGUAGUCAGAUGCCAUGAAGUUUGCAUAGAACACAAAAAAUGCUAAAUUAUACAACUCUUUAACAAAGAGAUGGGUACUAACCUAACCAGAGCAAUAAUUCUCUUAACUAUUGUUUUGCACAUUGUAUAUUAAGGUGAGGUUUAUAAAGUAAAAAAAAGAAAUGCCACUCUACAACGCUAGUCUUUUGUGUAUUGCCACAGGUUGCACAUUUUCAUGAGGAUUUUUAACUGUACAAUGUGAUGCAAUAAGACUGCCUGCUGAUAAUUCAGGAAUGUCUUGUUUGUUCUUGAAAAAGUUACAUUUAGAAGCUCCACACCCAUCCCACCAGGACCUGGACUAAAUAAAAAAUAGCCCCUGGACACCAGCUGCCAGUAAGAACUGAGACUGACCCCAUACUGAUACUUAGUCAUGUAAGUCAUGCUUGUGUCUUUUCUUGUUUUGGUGCAUGUUUUACAUAAGGUGUACAUUUUCAAAGCUCUUGCUGCAAAAAUCCAAACUGAUCACACUGCUAGUCAAUCUUUCAAAACUCAAAUAAAUAUAUCAUGCUUUUCA